Molecule: messenger RNA, 2280 nt
Organism: Rhododendron vialii
Lineage: Eukaryota; Viridiplantae; Streptophyta; Magnoliopsida; Ericales; Ericaceae
Exons: 4
Coding region: 193-1809 (538 amino acids)
Source: RefSeq, a predicted model, not a curated record
UGAUAAAAACCUAUCCAAGACUCACCAACAAGCUACUGUUUCCAAUGAUUAUAUAAGACCUAUUCUCACUGCAUGUCAUUAGUUAAUGUAUCAAUUCGCUAACCACCCUGCUAGUUUUGAUCAAACAUCUCUGGAUAAAUCUGUGUUUAUACGCUCCCAGAAACUAAUUUGGCCAAUCCAAAAAAAACCAAAAUGCUAAAACUCCCAAAUAAGAGGUUAGUUCAAGCCAUGGAGGGUUAUGUUUUGAGGAUGGCUUUGGUCACAUCUUGUUGGUUUAUCCUUGAAUCUAUCCUCUUCCCAGAUGGAUUUCUGAAGAAGUUUUAUCUCGGCUUCUACAUCCACCCGCUAUUGCUCUUUCUCUGUCAGAUUUUCCUUUGGAUAAAACUACUUCAAAGAUGGCUUCCCCUCCUUGUCUCGCUAGCUAUUCGAAUCGCUUGGUUUGUAGCGUCUGAAAUUUGCAGGGUGUUUCCCAGUAUCCUCUCUGUUUUCGCAUUCAUUAGAAUCACCAAUGAUGAGUUUGCAAAUGAGGUGGAGGAGCAUGAAAUUCCAAGUGCUACAGUUCAAAGUCAUAUGGCCGAUUCGUAUAGCACUUGCGAUGCAGUAUCCAUUAAAAAUGAAGCUAAAGUAUAUGCACUACACAUGGAGGAGGUUGAAGCAGACACUGAUUGCAGUGACAGCUCACUACUAGUGGAGUCGAUUAUAAGAGAACCCCGUGUGCUUAUCGAUGAAGAUAGAAGCUUGGAGGUGUAUAUGCCCUCCAUUUCACCUCCCCAAGAUGAUGAAAUUAGUGUAACUUUGCCAUCAUUGUGUAGCUCUAAAGCACCAAUCGUUGAGGGAGAAUUGAUCAAUCAAAACAUGGAGGCCGACAUAGAUCCAAUCUAUGAGAAAUACAGUGAAAGGAUGAGAUGGUUUGAUUUGCUCAAUCAUGAUAGAACAUGUGGAAUAAGUGCAAUCUUGAACAAGCAAUUGGCUUCUCUUAGUUCAUUUGAGGAUAUAAAGUCUGUGGAAUUCUCCAUUCCACAGAUUUCAUGGAGCAAGACGGCUAGAAGAAGGCUGAUAAGAAGCUUAGAAAGUGACUUCGAAUUGGUUUAUGUGGCUCAAUCAUGCUUAUCCUGGGAAGUACUACAUUACCAAUACCGAAAAGUUGAGGCUCUCUUAUGCUCAAACUUUCAAAAUGGCGCCUUUUAUGAGAAUGUCGUCGGGGGAUUUCAAAAGUUUCAAAUACUUCUAGAGAGAUUUAUGGAAGAUGAAAGGUGUGAGGGCAAAAGGUACUGGAAUUAUGUUCAAAGGAGGUUAACUUUCAGGAGUCUACUCCAAGUUCCUCAGGUUUCAGGUUAUACGGAGGAAAGAGAAGAUGACGAAACUAGGGGAGAAGCCAUGAGGGCAACAGAAGUGUUGCAGGGCAUAGAGAAAUGCAUAAAGGCCUUUUGGAUGUAUGUAAAAACGGACCAAAAGAAACCGCGGUGGAAAAUGAGUAAUCUCAUGUGGACUUAUCCUCCGGUAGAAGACCCUCGAGACUUGGAGCUCCUAGCAAAUCUUACUAAGGCACUCCGAAAGGAGCUAUGGCUAAAAGACUUGCAAGGGAAGAGGAGGUGUUGGUUGAAAAGAGGAGUGAACCCUCUGGAAGCAUCUCUAGAGAAGGAAAUUUUGUUUACAAUGAUAGAGAUGAAGCUGGUAUCAAGGGUGCUCAAAAUGUCGAUGAUUUCCACUUCUCAACUCAAAUGGUGCCAGGAGAAGCUUAAUGAUGUGAAGUUUGAAGCAGGAAAGGUUACGAGGGCAAACACAGUUUCCUUAUUUCCCUCUUCCUAGUAUCUCUCUGAGAAUGAUAUUUGGCACCAGACGUAAUUAGGAAAUAUUUCACUGGUUCAAACGGGAAGGAAGAAAAAGAGAAGUUGUCAUCAAUUCUUACAUAUGAGAACGUAUAAACGUUGUGUAAUGUCUUUAGAUUUAUGAGCUUGAACCCAGAACCUCGCAGCACUUAACUACUGGUACCUGACCGUUGGGCUGAAGUCUAGGCCGAUGCCAAGGUCCACUCAAGGAAAGGAACUGCAAUACUUGGUUGCUGCGGCAAAACUGUCAAAAAAUAAAGUGGCUUCUCUCCUUGCAUUCCCAGGGCCAGGGACAGGGUGAUGGGUAUUCUCCAGCCUGCAUCUGUAGGGUUCUUUUGGCCAUUGACAAAAUAUCCUUUCAUACCUACAAUUUUAGCUGAAUAAGUCCGGUCGCAAUGGCCCGUUGUUUCCUGUAAUUUUGAUAAUAGAAGGAAGAUAGUCAUGUUCUGCA